Asterias rubens (European starfish) is the source of this 1500-nucleotide messenger RNA. Its product is annotated as neuronal acetylcholine receptor subunit beta-3-like. NCBI's taxonomy places the organism in Eukaryota, Metazoa, Echinodermata, Asteroidea, Forcipulatida, Asteriidae. Gene Ontology annotation, molecular function: acetylcholine-gated monoatomic cation-selective channel activity; transmembrane signaling receptor activity. Gene Ontology annotation, biological process: signal transduction; chemical synaptic transmission; regulation of membrane potential. Gene Ontology annotation, cellular component: postsynaptic membrane; synapse; neuron projection. The transcript has 6 exons. The record is from RefSeq and is a predicted model, not a curated record. Bases 1 to 1500 code for a protein of 499 amino acids.
AUGGGAUUGCUCCACCAGAAAUUGAUGUCAAUGAUGCGGUGGAUUGUUCUGCCUCUCCUGUUAGUUUCAGCGUCUUCCUCUUUGAGUGAAUGUCGUCAGAUGAGUGCCCAGAAUGUACUUCUGAAGGAGCUACUUGGUGGCUACGGUUUCCAAUCAACCCGACCCGUAUAUAACGUAUCGGAUGUAACAACAGUGGUAUUUAGUCUGGUAAUCCGCCAAGUCAUAGAAUUGAGUGAGCGAUAUCAGACCUUGGAAAUGGGAGUUUGGUUAAGCCAGAUAUGGGUGGACGAGUAUUUAACUUGGGAUCCAAAUGAUUACAACGGCAUUGAUGUUCUUUACGUCGACAAGUCUAAAAUAUGGCUGCCAGAUACUACUCUUUACAAAAACGUUGACAAACCGUUUGACAGUUACAAGGGCAUCCCAUUGAUUGUACAAAAUAGUGGACACGUGGAAUGGUCUUCACCGUCUACACUGAAGACCUCUUGUAAAAUCAACGCCAGAAUGUUCCCAUUCGAUACCCAGUCCUGCGAAUUCAGGUUUACAUCAUGGGCCUACGGUGCCAAUCAGCUUAAUCUCACACAGUCUGAACGACUACCUUUAACUUCCACCUACGCUAAUGUUGGGGUUUGGGAGCUACUCAACGUAGAGGUAACCCGAGAAUCGAAUGCCUAUGGGGAAUCUAUAGCCUACCCUGAGCUAUCCUACCUUAUUCAUCUGAGAAGAAAACCUCUCUAUUUCUUGCUCCAUAUUUUCAUCCCGUGUGUUCUGCUCUCUCUUCUAAAUCUCAUGGUGUUUCUAAUGCCUCCGGAGUCAGGGGAGAAGAUAUCACUGGGUGUGACUAACCUGUUGUCGCUGAUUCUCUUUCAGCAGCUAAUUGGGUCAUUUUUGCCUCCAACGUCAGAAAACACUCCAAUAAUUGGGUAUUACUUCACGUGUAUGAUCGCCCUGUCAUGUUUCUCCAUCAUCAUCACCGUAGUCGUCCUCAACAUUUAUUAUCGGGAUAACCGGCGUCCCAUACCUCGCUCGAUAAAGUACCUCACAUUCAGAGUUCUCGGUAAGUUAGUAAGAUACCCAGCUCCCGAAGAAACUCUCGAUGAAGAACCAGUCGACGAAAGAUGUCCACACAACGGCCGUCUGGACUCCGGGCCCGAGACUAUCAGCCAUCGUGACUUGCUGCCGUCAGAUAUUCAUCUUUACCGGGUGGAUGACUGGGUAGAGAACCAUCAUUUUCAGCCCGACACUCUUCAAAUUGCACCGAGGCGAGAUUAUGCAUCGACCAACCGGUCAAAAACGUCCAGCUCCCCCGUCGAAAGAACCAAGGGCCACGCUGAAGAUCACCCAUCGGAACGAGAAGGCCGUGAUCGUGCUUUCAAGGGCUACGUCUGGAAAGAUGUUGCUCUGGUGAUAGACCGUACAGCCUUAUUCAUCAGCACUCUGGUUACACUGGGAUCAAUUGGUGUAACUGCCUCAAGUUACAUCCUGCAUAUUAAACAUGGUUGA